Messenger RNA from Populus nigra (black poplar), 726 nucleotides. RefSeq names its product tobamovirus multiplication protein 2A-like. The transcript is spliced from 5 exons. Gene Ontology annotation, cellular component: membrane. NCBI's taxonomy places the organism in Eukaryota, Viridiplantae, Streptophyta, Magnoliopsida, Malpighiales, Salicaceae. The coding region runs from base 1 to 726 and encodes 241 amino acids. The record is from RefSeq and is a predicted model, not a curated record.
AUGGCAAGAAAAUCACCAUUGGUUGCGUUCGUCUUUCAGUUGAUCAACUCCUUUUUCACCCUAUCUGGUCUAGCCAUAGUGUCAUAUGCGCUAUAUUGUUUAUUAAAACUGAAAGCCGCAGCACCACCACCUCAUGUUCAUACGAAGCAUGAGAUUGCUAGAGCACUUCUGGGUUCUGAUCAAGAUAUAUCCAUAUGGCUAUCUAAUAAGCUUCCUGCUGCUUGGUUUAUUUAUCUUCUACUAGUAAUUGGCGCAUCCCUUGUCAUCAUUUCCAGUGUCGGGUGCAUAGGAACUGCAACCAGGAGCCCAUGUUGUCUAUGCUUUGUAUCCUCAAUUGCGCUUUUCGUGGCUCAAGUUGGAGUUGCUUCCUUCAUGUUCUUUAAUCACAACUGGGAACAGGUUGUUCCUAAUGACAGAAGUGGCAGUUUCCACUCAACCUACCACUUUCUCACUAUUAACUGGAAAAUCAUCAGAUGGGUUGUUAUUGGUGCACUUGUUCUAGAGGCCAUCGCUAUAGUACUGGCUUUAUACUUGAGAUAUUUGAGCAGAGUUUCAUACCACCUGGAUUACCAUAGAACCGUUGUUUAUCCUGACAUGACGAGGAGAAAUUCUGAGAAGAGGAGGAACCCAGCUACUGCUGCACCCUCAGCUAGAGGAACACAAGAGAUGACAGUCGCAAGAUCUACUAGUAAAACAGGGAAUAGAAAAACAGGGGGGAUAAGCUGA